AUGCGCCCAACGCUUCAGCUCUUGAAGCGCUCGGUCUGGAAAGGCCCGAACCUCGUCUUUCAAGACCUCCCGCAAGUAAUCCAGGGCAAGACGCCGCCGACCAUAAAAACACAGGCCCGCUCCGCGACCAUACUUCCGAAUUUCGUGGGCUUGAAAUUUGCGGUGCACAACGGGAAGAUCUACCAGGAUGUCUAUAUCACCGAAGAGAUGGUAGGCCGGAAACUGGGCGAAUUUGUGCCGUAA
Messenger RNA from Cladophialophora carrionii CBS 160.54, 243 nucleotides. RefSeq lists its product as uncharacterized. Gene Ontology annotation, molecular function: structural constituent of ribosome. NCBI's taxonomy places the organism in Eukaryota, Fungi, Ascomycota, Eurotiomycetes, Chaetothyriales, Herpotrichiellaceae. The record is from RefSeq and is a predicted model, not a curated record. The transcript is spliced from 2 exons. Gene Ontology annotation, cellular component: ribosome; cytosolic small ribosomal subunit. Gene Ontology annotation, biological process: ribosomal small subunit assembly; translation. Bases 1 to 243 code for a protein of 80 amino acids.